Notechis scutatus (mainland tiger snake) is the source of this 3625-nucleotide messenger RNA. RefSeq names its product Jun proto-oncogene, AP-1 transcription factor subunit (gene JUN). Gene Ontology annotation, biological process: regulation of cell cycle; regulation of transcription by RNA polymerase II; regulation of cell population proliferation. NCBI's taxonomy places the organism in Eukaryota, Metazoa, Chordata, Lepidosauria, Squamata, Elapidae. Gene Ontology annotation, molecular function: DNA-binding transcription factor activity, RNA polymerase II-specific; RNA polymerase II cis-regulatory region sequence-specific DNA binding; transcription factor binding. The record is from RefSeq and is a predicted model, not a curated record. Gene Ontology annotation, cellular component: transcription regulator complex.
AAGAGCUCAGAGUGGGAUUGAGUGGCGGCGGGAGAAGUGACGGUGGCAGCGCUCCUGUCCGGUAGCGGGAGAAGAAGCCCCAGCAGAGCCGGUUUCAGCUCCAGACGCCAGCAGGGCCCCCGGGCUGCUAUUCCCGAGAACCUGACGCACAGAGAGCGAGCCGGCGCUCCCUUGUUAAAAAGUCGAGUCGGGGGUCGCUGAGAUCCCCCCAGCCGGAGCGCGAAAGCUGAACUUGCCCGGGCAUCCUUUCCUUUGGAGCGCCCCGAGUGCCUUGCCUCCUGGACCGCUUCAGCUCUUCUCGUCUGAAUCCCGAAGGUGCCGAGCGUGGGAAUCUCUUCUUUUUUUCCCCACCAACCCACCCCCUCCUCCCCUUCUGUGAGCAAGAAGAGGGGCGAUCUACUUGUGGCAACUUUUUCUUCUUCUUCUUUGCCUUUCUGGCUGGGACUUGAGGCGACCUGCUUUUUGACAGCCGCUGCGAGAAAGGAGAGGACUCAGACAAGUGGGUUUGAAACUCGGAAACGCUCCAGACCGACCCAGGACACUCCCACGAGGAGUGCGAAGGGGCGGAGGAGGGAAGGAAAAAAAGGACUUCAAAAGUUUCUGGAUUCCAUCCUUCUUCGGAGCGAUAAAGAGGCACCCCUGAAGCAUUAUUCCUUCCUUGGACUGAGAAAGGGAUUCCGAAUUUGAAAAAUAACUUUUAUUUGGGUCUUCCUCCCCCACCCCAUCCCCUCCCAACAGUCACAGUCGGGAAGUGAUGCGCAUUCUGGAUCUUUGAGGUGAAACUGUGUGUGUUCGAGUCUGACUUUUUUCUAGCCAAACUGGGGGCUCGAAUCAAUGCCUUGUUGCAAAAAAGUAAGACUUUAAUUGAUCACUUUUGAACUGUUGUCUUCAUUGUUGAAAGAGUGUUGUUAUAAGAACUCUACCUACUUCAUAACUGUGGCAGCUGUGAACUUUUUUAAGUUGUAACAAACCAACUUCCUUUCCUAGGUCUGUUUUUUGGGCUAUAGGUGAACAAACUUGUGGACUGUAUUCUAUGACUGCAAAGAUGGAACCUACAUUCUACGACGAUGCCAUCAAUGCUACCUUUGUGCAGCCAGAAAGUGGUGCUUAUGGAUAUAAUAAUCCCAAAGUUCUGAAGCAGAACAUGACUCUCAAUCUGGCUGACCCUUCCAGUAACCUCAAGCCCCACCUGAGGAACAAAAAUGCUGAUAUCCUGACCUCUCCAGAUGUUGGCCUCCUCAAGCUGGCUUCUCCUGAACUGGAAAGGCUGAUUAUUCAGUCAGGAAAUGGACUGAUCACUACCACUCCGACCCCAACCCAGUUCCUCUGUCCCAAAAAUGUCACCGAUGAGCAAGAAGGUUUUGCUGAAGGCUUUGUCAGGGCACUCGCAGAGCUACACAAUCAAAACACCAUGCCGAAUGUUACCUCCGCUGCUCCGCCUACGAACUCCGGCAUGGCCCCUGUCUCUUCCAUGGCUGGAAACAGUGGCUUCAAUGCUAACAUGCACAGCGAGCCACCCGUCUAUGCUAAUCUCAGUAACUUCAAUCCUAGCGCACUCAAUACAGUGCCUUCCUACAAUGCAAACAACCUGGGCUUUCCUCCACAGCAUCAUAUAAACCCCCAGAUGCCAGUGCAGCAUCCGCGCCUCCAAGCUCUGAAAGAAGAGCCUCAGACUGUCCCAGAAAUGCCCGGGGAGACUCCUCCCCUGUCCCCUAUUGACAUGGAAUCCCAAGAAAGGAUCAAGGCAGAGAGAAAGCGCAUGAGAAAUCGAAUUGCAGCUUCCAAGUGCCGGAAAAGGAAGUUGGAGCGGAUUGCCAGGUUGGAAGAAAAAGUCAAAACUUUGAAAGCCCAGAACUCAGAACUCGCGUCUACUGCCAACAUGCUGCGAGAGCAGGUUGCACAGCUGAAGCAGAAGGUCAUGAAUCACGUCAAUAGUGGAUGCCAGCUAAUGCUCACACAGCAGUUGCAAACUUUUUGAAAAGACUGAAAAGUAACUUGAUGAGGAGAAAUUAAGGAGAGGAAAGCAUUUGGGAGGCAGACGCCCUCCCGCAACACACACACACUUGUGGUGGGUGGAAAGAAAUGGCUGAAAGGCAUUGAAUCCGAAGACUGCCACCCCCGAGUCAAAUGCAUGUGUGGAGAGACUGGUGUGCCUUUUGGGUGAGGUGGCGGCGUAUCAGUUGACAGAGCAACUCAGCAAAACAGCUGAGCUGUUCCACUCAGAUAAGGCAUGGGAUGCCUUGUGUUUGUCUUUCUUUUUCUCUCUUUUUUUAACAUUGACCAAGACUUGCAUGGACCUAACAUUAAAAUGAUCAUUCAGUAUUAAAAGUUAAACUGCAGUAGAUACUGUAGAUGGCUUUCUCUUAGUACUCCUUUUAAAAAAAAACAAAAAUAGGGAGGGUGUUUUGGGGAAGCUAACAACAGAAACUGGGCUAUACUGCCUGUCUGAGUUGUGUAUGUACAUGUAUAUUUUUUAUUUUAUGACAACUGAUUAAUGUCAAGUAAAACUACUUCAUGACUUUGUAAGUUAUUUUUUAUGUUCAUUUGGGUUCCACCCAGUAUUGUUUGUAAAUAAGAGAUUUUUUUAGCAACUUUUGAGUUUUUUUUCCAUUUGUAAUAAAGUAUAUAAUUUUUUUAAUGUUUAUUUCUGAAACAAAAGAAGGGGUUGAUCUUAUUUAAGAAAGCACCAGUAAUCCUUAUUUUCUUUUGAUAAGUAUUUAGAUUUCAAUUCUACACACACUUAACCUAGGAGCAAGUCUUAUUAACUUCAGUGGGGCUUACUGCUGAGUAGACAUACAAAGAUACUUGUAAAUCGGGCAUAACAGAAUCAACUUUUAGUUGAAUGUUAAAACUCUACUGAAGUGAGGAGUGAGAAACUCUUCUUUGAUCUUCACAUACUGUAACAACCAUUUAAAAAGUCUUGUGGUACUCCUGUUACAAUAAAACUAUUGGUCUUUAGAGUGCCAUAAAAUUCCUUGUGUUCUAAUUCCCAGGUGGGUAAAUUUUGUUUUGCCUAAGGGUAUCAAAUUUAUAUUCCUAGGUUACUAACAAAUACUGGAUGGGAAACAUAUAAAGACUUACACAUUCAGAUAUUUAUUUCAUGUAAGAGAACUAACUUCCUCUUAAAGGCAUCAUUUACGGAGGUGGUAUUAGAAAAAAAAACUAGACACCAGAAAUGCUUGACAAUCUAGUGCAAAUAAUUUAGUGAUCUACUGGUACAUUUUAAUCUACUUUUUGCCUAUCCCUGCUUUUAACUGGAAUACAAGAGACAUCUCAGUGACCCCCUGUGGUGGAAAAAAAGAGCUGCUAUCUAAUUUGACUUUAAACUUGUAUGGUUUGCUCCACAAAGAGCUACUGAUACAAUUUUAACAGAAGUGAAAAAAAGUUAUUCUGUAUCUACGUACUUGUAGAAUAAACUUUUUUUAAAGUAUUAACUGGCCAUUUCACAAUUACAUGUUCUUAAGAAAAUAUUGAUAACCUUUUGGAAGAAACCACUGUUUUUAAAAGCAACCAAUUUGUCACCUUUCUGUUUGUUAUCUCUUUGAUUUUUUUUAAAAAGCUCUCUGUUCAUAAGUAUUUAGGACUAUGCCUGUUGUCCAAUAAAACCAUUCUAUUAAUCUUCCAA